Molecule: messenger RNA, 3790 nt
Organism: Mercenaria mercenaria
Lineage: Eukaryota; Metazoa; Mollusca; Bivalvia; Venerida; Veneridae
Exons: 12
Coding region: 360-3491 (1043 amino acids)
Source: RefSeq, a predicted model, not a curated record
ACAAUGCGCAAUGAAAUAACAAUCUUUAAACGUUAGGGGCUCAAAAUAGUGAUUUAGAGAUCUAUUGUUAAAACGUUUUGCCUUAAUACCAUGUUGUUUACCCGACUGGAAAACUGAAGUAUUUUUUGUUGCAAAUUUUGUUUUUCAAAAAUGUUUUACUUAAAUAAAGAGAAGAUCAUUAGUAUUCAAAACAUAUUGGUCUCUGGAUAAGGAAAAUCUCUAGACAGAGAACAAUGUAGUGAGUUGCUACAUUUUCUGGACCUUUGGUGACAUGAAGUAUAUCAGAUGUAUUUGUAGAAUAAAAUUCCACUUGCUUGAACAAGAUUGACAGGAAGAUGUGCCACACUUACUAAACAACAAUGGGAGCAGGUGCGUCUAGCGGCCGCCGGGCGGUAGCUCAACAGCCACCGCGAACAGGAAUUCAACCAGUGUUCAAUAAAACUACGACGAAUGUAGCGGCUAGUCGGUUAACCGAACCAAGACUGUCUCAAGAAAAUGCAAUAUGGACAACGCAGCAAGGGGUCCGUAUGGUUCAGUUACCUACGCCUCGUCCUCCAAGAACAAUGAAAGCAGAUAUCUUCUCCAUUGAGAGGUACAAAGAAGUUGAUGAUCAUGUUCUGUGUGCACCUCAACAGCUCCUAACUGGGAGUUAUAACGAACUGAUAGAAUAUCUUACCCGCAGUAAUCCCCGAUGGGACGACGUGUGCAAAGUACGUGCCAUAUUUCUGUGGGUUACAUCAGUUGACGUAUUCGGCCUUAGAGUGGAGGGCGCCCCUCCUGAACAUUCCCCGCUUGAGUAUUUCACACAAAUUUGGUGUAAUAUGGGUAACCACGCCCGCCUGAUAUCAUCAUUAUGUCAAAUGGCAGGUAUCCCGUGUGUCAUUAUCAGUGGAAUGAACAAAAGUGCUGCGUAUAAGGUAGGUAGCAGAUGUGACCGGAUGGUAAUGGGUGCUAGAUGGAACGCUGUGUUCGUGAAUGGCGACUGGCGCUUCCUUGAUGCAUUCUGGGCGUCAUCGUGCGUGGUUGGAAAAAGGUCGGGAGAAUGGACCCUAGUAGACUCUGACGGAAAUGUUACACAGGAAGCAGAGCAACAGUCUGAAGGCACAUUGCAACACAGGAUAAAUGAGUUUUAUUUUUUCCCAGACCCGGAUAAAUUCGUAUUUACGCAUUACCCUGAUGAGAUACAUUGGCAGCUAUUGGAAAGCCCCAUCACUCUUAAAGAGUUUGAGGAGCAUGUGUACAUCAAAGAACGUUUCUAUGAAUUGGACAUGAAACUCUCGCCCGACAGCCAUGAUAAAUGUGUGAUAACAUCCAAAGAUGGUGAAAUAGAACUAGUAUUUUCCCUGCCUACAGAGCACAGUAAAAAUUUGCGUUUCAAAUACAGGUUAUACCAUGAACAAAAAAAUACUGCUUUUGAAUUGGACACGUUAUUGGAUAGAUUUGUGAUGUUUGAGCAUACAGCAAACGUUCUAAGGUACACGCUCAGAUUUCCCAUUGAAGGUAAAUUCAAGAUGGACAUAUAUGGACUCAAUAUUACAGAGUCUGACAUGUUUGACUUGGUAUGUACGUACAUUAUUCAGUGUAAUGAAGCAAAGAAAAAUUGUUUACCUUUAUUGGACGUGCCUCCUAUCGGCUGGGGCCCUGGUGUAAACACAAAAGAAGCCGGUCUUAAGCCUAUUACCCACGAAAGCGCGAUCAUUGUUUCCGAAGACGGCAACGUUAAUAUUCGUCUCGCAAUGGAGAAAAAUAUUCAGCUACACCAGAUGUUGAAACACGCUCUUAUUGAUGAAGCCACAUUAAGUAAUUAUGCAGUUACUCGGCUUGAGAAUGGGGAGGCUAUUGUUAACAUCCGUUUACCUCAAGGUGGAGAAUACGCUCUUAAGUUGUACGCUGAUGACGCGGGAAAAGAAGGGGUCUCUCCAAACGUUUUGAAUUACUUAAUCAAGAGCGAAGGAGAGAACCUCAAUAAUUUGCCUUUCCCUAACGUGAGCGAUGGAUCACUUGGAGCUAAGCCAGCUGCAGACGCUUUGGGAGUAAAAGCUUUGAGUCAUAAAGGUGGACAUAUUACUGUGAAUAAUAGCAGGGUUAAAAUGGAAUUCCAGGCUAGAAGCGGGUCGCAGCUCAUGGCAGAGUUACACAGUAAUGAUGAACUAGCUUGUAAGACAAUGUUGGUUACAUUCAAUGAAGAAAACGAAAAAUGUGUAUUUGAUUUAGAUCUGCCAGAGGAAGGUGAAUAUUCUCUAAAUAUUUUUGCGUGCUCUAACAGUAGUACAAACAGAAUAUAUAACAUCCAUUCGUACCUUGUGAAAUCGGAAGGUCGGAAACUCGAUGCAGCUGAACUAGAAAUGAGGCAACAGAGCAUGUACAUGCCGACACAAGUGCCGAUGGAAACCGUCCAGACCUCCGAUAACGAGGUUCUGAUACCUAUCCCAACUGGUUUUGAUGAUGUUUGCGCAUCACUUCACAGACGAAAUGCAGUUGACCCACCGAACGCGCACCAAGUUGAUAUCACAGAUCAAGACGGGAUACAGCUGUUCAGAGUGAGACUUCCGGAGUUUGGCGAGUACCAGAUGAAUAUGUACGACAGAGAGAAUGGACAUAUUUUGCGAAAUAUUGCAAAGUACCAGAUCAAUAGACGCUCGCCAGAUGAGCUGUAUGCAGACGACACUAAGAUGCUGAUGCAGAAUCUUGGAGCUCAGCAGCAGGAGGAUGCGGAGGAAUAUAGUAUUCCAGUCAUUAAUAAUAAUAUCGAGACAGACGAAGAUACAAAGAGAAGGCUUGAAGAAGAGCAGCUCGAAGCGAUCAGACGACACAUUCAGAAGGCCGUAGGCAUGAAAAAUCCCGAGAUGUUGGAACGUUAUAUACAAGCUUAUGAGAAACUCAAUCCAUCGUGCGAUGACGAAGCCCUUCUUAAAGCCAAAAGGACGCUCACAGCACUGGGGGCAAAAGAAGAACUGAUACAAGCGUGUCAGAGACGUGACCUAGAUUUUCUGAAGAAAGCUAUUUCACGUGCGAAAGAAGUGAACUACGCUCAUCAGCUUGAUCUGCAGCUAGCCAUGGCAAACAAACUCCGGGAUCAGCUUGAGAGAAUAGAGAAACUAAGGCAUUCUGUACUCAACUUGGACAGUAAGACAAUCGCAGAAAUCAAAACUUAUUCUAGUCCGCCAGAUGGCGUCCACCAAUCUAUGAUGGCAACCUUUAUACUGCUUGGCAGCGCACCAAAAGAAGUUCGGAAUUGGCGGACAUGCCAGGCAUUAGUCGGCAAGACCGGACGAGAGUCUUUGAUGAGACGCAUAUCAUCCUUUGACCCCAAUAAAUGUAGUCUGGCUGUAGCCAAGACAGCCAAUCGUAUGAUAGAGGACUACUCUAUGUCCCAAAUCCGUGACGUCAGCGCUGGGGCAGCUACGUUCUUUGGAUGGUCUCAGGGUAUGAUAGAACAAAUUGAGUCUACAAGCGGAUCUGGAAUCAAUACCAUUACAAAAACACCCUGAAUCAAGUUUAAUAAAGGACAACUCGAAGCAACAAGAAUAGCCAAACUCGCCCGAGUGGUCAUGUCUGUUAAGAGUCUGCUUUUUGUGUUGUUUUAAGGACAGAUUUUACAGCAGUAAGAGAUCAGUUGUGUUAUAAGACAAGUUUUCACUUAAUCUCAUUUUUGCAACACAGUUUUCAUGAAUUACAUUAUUUUUAAGCACCACAUUAUCAAUAAAGAUACAAGGAACGUUAAAGUCAUAAUGCAAGUUUAACAUUACGAAUCCGCUAAAUCAUCACACUGCAUAGAAAGUCAGAAAAG